This is a messenger RNA of Capsella rubella, 583 nucleotides long. RefSeq names its product late embryogenesis abundant protein 49. The record is from RefSeq and is a predicted model, not a curated record. Lineage: Eukaryota; Viridiplantae; Streptophyta; Magnoliopsida; Brassicales; Brassicaceae. The transcript is spliced from 2 exons. The coding region runs from base 1 to 525 and encodes 174 amino acids.
AUGGGCUCAUCUAAGGAUCGUGGAAGUUUCACCAAUAUCUCGGUCGAGGAGCACUUUAGCGUCUCUCAAUCUAGUCCCGGUGGACAGUUUGCAGGUCCAACGGAACAAAUAUCUACGGCGGCUGAAGCACUUAUAGGGAGGUCGACGACAUUAACGGAGGCUCUAAAAGCAGCGGCCAUGAAUGUUGGCCACAAACCAGUGGAAACCACCGACGUAGCUGCCAUAAAAGAGGUUGAAUCUAGAGCCAUCGGAGACAACAUAGAAGGUGAUCGCGGUGGUGUAACAGCCGUGGCAAGUGAGGCGGUUGCUCGUAACGAGAAAAUAGAUAAAAAGGGUGAGAAGACAAAUCUACAAGACGUUAUCGCGGAGACUGAUGUGAAGGUAACGAGGGACAAAUCAGUCUCAAGUGAAGACGCUGAAGCAGUGGUUCAAGCUGAGCUUAAUCAUUCUCAUCGUAUUAUUCCUGGAGGCGUCGCUGAAUCCGUAGCUGCAGCUUAUAAACUCAACCACGAUCCAUCUCUCUGAUAUAUGAAGUCUUAUACCAUAUAAUAUAAAAAGGCCUUGGUUUGUGUUGCAUAAAUAA